GCAACUCAUAGACACUCGGCCUCGCGUCGCCGCAACUCGCGCGCGCAUUUCAAUGUGACCAUUGACAAAAACGCGGGAGUCCCGUAUUUUCCGAAUGUUCGAAUUUCAAAUUUGAAAAAUGCGCUCCUUAUUUUUUUUGUGUGUGUGUGUGUACGUAGUGGCGGGACAAAAUGUUAUCGAUAUGGCAAAUAUGCCGAAAUACGAUGAACGUUACGACUAUUUGGAUGUGGACGCUUUGUUUAAUAGCAAAAGGCUAGUCAGGAACUAUGUGGAUUGUCUUAUUAAUGCUUCGAGGUGUACGCCGGAAGGAAAAGCCCUCAAAAGAAUCCUUCCAGAAGCGCUAAGAACGAAGUGCAUCCGUUGCACCGAGCGGCAGAAGAAGACGGCGGUGAAGGUCAUCAAGCGGCUGAAGUACGAGUACCCUGAGGAGUGGGCCAAGUUGUCCACCAGGUGGGACCCCACCGGAGACUUCACGAGGUACUUCGAGGAGUUCCUGGCGAAGGAACACUUCAACACCAUUCUUGGAUCUGCCGGCAAUGAAAUCCCAGGCUCGUCGCCGCCGUCGCCACCGCCACCGCCGUCGCUGCCACCGCUGACCGACGCGCCACCGAUGCUGACUAACGCGCCACCGAUGCUGACCAACCCUCCCCCGUCGCAGACCUACCCCCCGCAGAGCUUUCCGUCCACCUCCCCUAGACCUGUGAUACUAAACAGGUUCGGAGACGACGGCGAGCUGAUGAUGGGCAGCCCCUCGUCUGCGGCCGGCACCACCCCGCCCACCAUGAGGCCCAUCUCAACUACCAACAUGCGGCCCAUGAUGCAGCCACGACCAACAAUGAUCUGGACAGCAGCAGCAUCAGACUCCAUGCCAACUCGCUUCCCACUCAGACCCAAUAAGGACAUGUCUCCACCGUACACCACAGCGAUCACGCUCAUAGACCAGAUCGGGUACAAGAUCAUCAGAACUACGGAACUGGUCACCGACAUAUUGAGGAACACCGUCAGGGCUGUGGUCGGCCGGUAGAUGGCGUUGGUUGAGGAGCUGAUUUGGGGAGUGAUUUUGGGUUCAAAACGCAAGUCAUACAACUUGCGUAUCUAACACGUCUAUUGUAACUACGCAACCUAUAUUUCAAGGGCCAUAUCGCCAAACUUGUAGACUUUGCCACAUUGUAAUAAGAACCGAUGUGUACAUACAUAAAUGCACGAGACUGUACGAGUAUGUUUCAUCAUCACUCUCCAUGGUGCUCAAUAUAGCUCAAUUGACGACCUCGGUGGCGCAGUGGUAAGAUUCUUGCCACUGAACCGAGAGGUCCCGGGUUCGAUCCCCGGUCGGGUCAUGAUGGAAAAUGAUCUUUUUCUGAUUGGCCCGGGUCUUGGAUGUUUAUCUAUAUAUGUAUUUGUUAUAAAAUAUAGUAUCGUUGAGUUAGUAUCCCAUAACACAAGUCUCGAACUUACUUUGGGGCUAGCUCAAUCUGUGUGAUUUGUCCUAAUAUAUUUAUAUUUAUUUAUAUUUAUAUUUAUAUUUAUAGCUAGUAAGUAGUGCGCUUACGCGUAAGAAUGUGAGAUUAAUAAUACUGGCAACACCACCGACACGUUUGGUUCUAAAAUAUUUUGGCUAUUCUGUAAAAAAAAACCAUUACAGUUCGUGCAAUCAAACACACGAAUUAAUUGAUCAAAAGUGCCUUGUAAAAAUAUUUAAAUUAGAUACAUUCAUCUAACAAAGCAAUUACUAUUCCUUAUGAGAUUGUAAAAAAACAAUAGGUUAUAAGAUUCUUGAAGAACAGUUACAUACCUACAUCACUAGGUAUAUAUAGUGUCAAAGCUUAUCUUAGUUAUUUAAUUAUAUCGUACACUUUUUUCAUCAUUAUUCAGCAACAAAACAGUUAAAGAUUUAAGUACAAUAGUAAAAAUCGUUAAAGAACUAUACUUGUAGAGCUAGGCCCCAUUGCUCAGUCGUGCUCUGUAGCGACGACGCAGCAAUCUGCCGCUUCGUAAUGCUGUUGUUUUCCAUAGAUUGUGACCACAGAAAUCAAUCUAGACUGAUUUCUGAGGUUGUGACACGUGCGUACGUCGAAUCUCCAUACAUAGAAAUUGUAUGGAGAUUCGACGUCGGAGAAUCGACGGAUGUCAAAACAAACGGAGCAAGACAGCAAUAGGGCCUUGCUUUUAGUUCAGUAAGCUGUUGAUGCCAUCUAAAAUUACUUUUGUAAAAGAAGUUACUUAUAUCUUCUAUAUAUUAAAUUUAACCAGUACCCACAGCUCUUAUCAGAAUCUAGCUAAGUAUUUGUGAAUAUUUCGUAGUUAUGGCCGGUGAUAAUACUUAUUUAUUGAGUUAAAAUGUUAAAAUAUUGUCAAUAUUGGAGAGAGUUAGGCAUUAAUUAUUUAGUUUUAAACGCGAAUCUCAAUAUAAACUCAUAAUUAAUUUAGUUCAUAUAGUAAGUGUUAAUUUAUUUAUAACUAUUUAGAACUAUUAUAAAGUUUUUCUUAGUGCCUUACUACUUAAGCCUUUUUUAAGAUGAAAAUGUUGUAAUAGACAUAAACUACAUUUUUCUUCGAAAAUACUUUUUUAUAAAUAAGUAAGCCAUUAAACGUUUUUUUAUGUACCUAA
Plodia interpunctella (Indianmeal moth) is the source of this 2608-nucleotide messenger RNA. RefSeq names its product formin-1-like (gene CSP9). Lineage: Eukaryota; Metazoa; Arthropoda; Insecta; Lepidoptera; Pyralidae. The record is from RefSeq and is a predicted model, not a curated record. The transcript is spliced from 5 exons. The coding region runs from base 119 to 1024 and encodes 301 amino acids.